Molecule: messenger RNA, 1995 nt
Organism: Uloborus diversus
Lineage: Eukaryota; Metazoa; Arthropoda; Arachnida; Araneae; Uloboridae
Product: beta-galactosidase-like
Exons: 15
Coding region: 103-1992 (629 amino acids)
Biological process (GO): carbohydrate metabolic process
Cellular component (GO): vacuole
Molecular function (GO): beta-galactosidase activity
Source: RefSeq, a predicted model, not a curated record
CGAAAUUUUCCAGGAAUGAACUUUCGAAUCUAAUUAUCUAAGCAUAAGAGGCGGAUCGUUUGUUAGUGUAACGAUAUUCCUAGUUUUGAAGAAAACACCAACAUGGCACAAAAUAUUUUUGCAUCUGUUAUCGUUUUAACUUGUAUUUCUAUGGUACUAAGCAGAAAAUUUACUGUUGAUUAUGAAAAUAAUUGCUUUUUGAAAGAUGGAAAGCCUUUUCGUUAUGUAUCAGGCUCGAUACAUUAUUUUCGUGUUCCUCCUGAAUUCUGGCAUGAUAGAAUUUACAAAAUGAAAAUGGCAGGCUUAAAUGCCAUUCAAACAUAUGUUGAAUGGAGUGGACAUGAACCUGAACCUGGAACAUAUAAUUUUGAUGGCUAUUAUGACUUGCCAAAGUUCUUGAAAACUGCUCAUGACUUAGACAUGCUUGUUAUCUUACGAGCAGGACCAUUUAUUGACGCAGAAAGGGAUAUGGGUGGACUUCCAUAUUGGCUUCUUAGGAUAGACCCUAAUAUGAAGUUUAGGUCAUAUGAUGCAAGUUAUAUUAAAUAUGUGGACAACUGGUACAGUAUUUUACUUCAACGAAUUGAACCGUACUUGUAUAACAAUGGAGGACCUAUCAUCACUGUUCAAAUUGAAAAUGAAUAUGGUAGCACUGGUAUUUGCGAUGCUCAGUACAAGUCACAUUUAAGGGACUUUUUUAAUGUUCAUUUAAAAGGUCAAGUGGUUCUCUUCACUACUGAUGGAUCAAGUCAAUCUGCUCUGAUGUGUGGGAAAACCGAUCAAGUUCUUUCUACAGUGGAUUUUGGCUCUGGUGCCAAUGUCUCUGAAAUAUUUAAUUAUGUCCGUUGGCAACAGGCCUCUGGCCCUCUAGUUAAUUCUGAAUUCUAUCCUGGCUGGUUGGAUCAUUGGGGAGCACCCCAUGCGGAAGUAGAUUCAAAAGGAAUAGUGAAGACACUUACUGAAAUUUUGAUGCACAAUGCAUCAGUCAAUGUAUACAUGUUUCAUGGAGGUACAUCAUUUGGGUUUGGAGCUGGAUCUAAUCUUGGAGACACAUUUCAAGCAUGCCCAACUAGUUAUGAUUAUGACGCUCCCUUAAGUGAAGCUGGUGAUCCAACACCAAAGUAUUUUGCUAUGCGCGAAGCUAUAGGCAAGUUUCUUCCUCUUCCACCUGGACCUUUACCUGAACCUGCACCCAAAAUGAGCAUACCUCCUAUUGCUUUGAAAAAAGUAGCUUCUAUAUGGGACUAUGCCUCUGUGAAUAAUAAUCCAGUUGUAUCUCCAUUCCCUCUCUCAUUUGAAAACCUUUCUCAUCCUUAUGGUUUUGUUUUGUAUAGCAGCACUGUUGACUUCAUUCCUAGUGAUCCUGCAGUUUUGACCGUGAAAGGUAUAGCUGAUCGAGCGUAUGUAUACGUUAAAAAGGUUCUGCAAGGUAUCUUGAGCAGAGAGCAUAAAAUAGAAACCAUUCCUAUUAAAGUCCUUCAAGGAGAAACUAUUGAUAUACUAGUGGAAAAUGAAGGACGAGUAUGUUUUGGAAAUGGCAUCAAUGAUAGGAAGGGAAUAUUUCAAAACGUCACAUUAGGAUCUAAAAAUCUUCGAAAAUGGACUAUGACACCCAUUCCACUAGAUGAAGCAUCAUUGAGGGAAAUAAAUUCCAACAUUCUCUUGAAUAAAAAAGAAUAUUCGCUGCAUGCCCCAGCAUUCUAUUCUGGAGAGUUUGUACUUCAAAAUAAAACUUCUUAUGAUACAUUUCUACAUCUGCAAGGGUGGCACAAAGGAGUCGCAUUUCUGAAUAAUUUUAACCUUGGACGCUACUGGCCAAUAGUUGGACCACAAGUUACGUUAUAUGCUCCAAGCGUGUUAUUUAAGCCUCCACCUGAAAAAAAUAAAAUUGUACUUCUAGAGCUGGAACAUGCACCCUGUUCUAAUCAAAAAUAUUGUACAGUGGAAUUUGUACAAAAUCCAACAGUUAAUGGAACAACUCCUACAUCUUGAAAA